Molecule: messenger RNA, 273 nt
Organism: Ogataea haglerorum
Lineage: Eukaryota; Fungi; Ascomycota; Pichiomycetes; Pichiales; Pichiaceae
Exons: 1
Coding region: 1-273 (90 amino acids)
Source: RefSeq, a predicted model, not a curated record
AUGCCUGGUUUCAAAAUACGCCGAAAUCCAAAAAAUGUGCUUAAUUGGCUAGGGAUUCCAGGAGUGCUAUUUCACAUUGUGGUGAUGGUGGCGGUGACUCUUCUGUACGUCGAGUACUCGCAGAACAAACGGAUACUGGCCGAUGCCGCGAGAAUUGUCUCCGCUCCGUUUGUCUUGGAGUCCGACCCCCAUGACAGAUUCCAGCCGUUUAAUCUCGGCUCGCUUAUUGCCGUCAUGGCCCUUACUCUGGCAUUUUUAUUCCUUUUAGGUUAA